CGUUCCCACAUAUCCAAGGGACUUAAGGGCGCCGCCGCACAGGUACGCGCCCUCGUUCUCCUCCGCCCGCCAUGUUCAUGACGCUCAGAUUCGCGCAGUGCACCGAGUGCGAGUGCACGUUCGAGCGCCCGGACUCGCUGCAGCGGCACAUGCGCACCGAGCACGGCCAGGCGGGCCUGCGCAGGAGCGGUCGCAAGCGCAAGCGCCCGAACGAAGACACCGGCCGCCCUCUGUCGCCCAACACACACACCUUCUACGCGUUCAGGGUCGACACGGGAAAGCCGCGCGGCAGGCCGCCACGCAGGCACGGCCCUUCUAUAUACCACAGCGCAGAGCCCGGCUCGUCGACGAGCCCGAUGAAGCUCACGUACGUCUCGCUUCCCGACAACGCCUUCCCACCCCCGCAGGCGCAAGCGGAACCUCCUCAGCCCAUCCCCGUCGAGCGCUCGCCCGAGAUGGUCCGCUACAUCCUCAUGAAGGCCAAAUACCGCUAUGCCCUCGAGCAGAACGAGGCGCUCACCAACGAGCUCGAGCUCGCGCGCGCCGAGCUCGAACGCCAGCGCGAGGAGAAGGACUUCGCUCUCGACAAGUUGCUAAAUGACGUCUUCGGGGCCGAAGCAGACGCCUAUAUCAACCCUGUAGAAAUUAAGCGCGCGGAGGAGAAAGUGAGGGCGAGGGACGGCGGGCCGUCUCCCCCUUCGCCACCCCCUGAAGGAGAAUUUACGGAGCGGCUUCCCUGGCAUAACCCGCCGGAAGAUCCAUCCGCAUCUGGGGCACCGCGCUAGCCUUCCCGCACGCUGGCACCGCACCGGGUCCUCAGUCGAUCUCACUCUUGUAUAUCGCCAACCCGGCGGGCCGGAGGCGACCGAUCCACCCCAAUUAUGAUAUUCUUCAUAUCCGCGCGAAAGAGAUAUUCUACCGACCGCACUCACAACACAUCCCCG
Schizophyllum commune H4-8 is the source of this 944-nucleotide messenger RNA. RefSeq lists its product as uncharacterized. Bases 72 to 785 code for a protein of 237 amino acids. The transcript has 2 exons. The record is from RefSeq and is a predicted model, not a curated record. Lineage: Eukaryota; Fungi; Basidiomycota; Agaricomycetes; Agaricales; Schizophyllaceae.